UCUCCCCGCCCGGCCCUGGUAAUAAGCCCAUGAGCCGCAGCAGGCAGAACUUGGAGGCCACCUGCGCGUCACGCUCGUCGUCAUGGCAACCGCGUUGUUGAUCGUGGCAGCGAGCGCCACCUUCUGAGGAGCUGGGCGCUUUCGCCGCUGCAACCGUCCACGCCCGCUCUCCUGCCGGCGUUUGCCCUCCAGGGACGACGGGACCCCGGCCCCAGGCAUCGGAGCGAGAUGUCGUCAAAUAGAUUGACACCACCUGCUGAUAAAGAGACUUGGAACAAUUGCUUGCCACCUAUAGCUUUACCUAUGUCAUCAACAGCUGGAAUCUCAUCAUCACACAAUAAAUUAUUGAAAUACCGAAGAUUAAAGGAACAGCAAAAGACACUUAAUCAGAUAGUAAUUGACCGGGCUUUAAAAAAUUAUAAAGCAACCAUGGAAGAAAAGUAUCGGAGAGGUCCCACGCCUCCUGAGCCAGAACUACCUUCUACUAUGAACAGUGAGCAAAAAAAACAAAGAACCAACUAUUUGUUUAUGAAGAAGUGUGUGGCAAGUAAUCCAAUAGUUCCUAUUCAGCAGCAGUGGCUGACCUCCAUGCUUACUCUGGUACCUCAGUCCCUCAUGAAAGGCAAGGAGAGAGAGUUACUGGUUGAAGAACUUUUAGAUGAGAUAACAAAGGAUUAUGAAAUGAGCAUGAAGAGAUGUGUGGUGCGAAAUGUUCUUGUGAAACCUGAUGUAAAAGGUCUUGAAGAUGAAAAGGAAGGACCAUUACCAGUAUCUCCUUUAGGUCUGGAUUUUUCCAGGCCUUGGCAUAGCAGUUUUAUACACGCAAGAAGUCAGAUCCUCACAAAUUUGCACAUCCUUCAUCCUACUCUGAAAAAUUUACUGGAUAUUGGUUACACAACAUUUUCCAAAUUACUUCUAGUGGACUUAUCAAAUUUCAGUUUGAAAGGACCAAUUGAUUGUGAAUCACUGAAGAAUGACGUUUCUUUAAACUGUACGAAAACAGAAGAGAAAUUACUGAACACAUGGUAUCCAAGAGUUAUAAAUCUCUUCACCAGAAAGGAGGCAUUAGAGGGAGUAAAGUCAGAUAAAGUUGAUUCUUUCUAUAACUGUGUGGCUACACUUAUGUCUAACCAGUUGAAAGAGCUACUGAGAAGAACUGUUGAAGCUUAUGUGAAGCUCUUUGAUCCUGAAGACAGGAGAUGGCUGCCAUUGUUUAAGAUGGAAUUGACUUUUGACGAUGAGAAAAUGGAAUUCUAUCCAAGCUUUCAAGAUCUGGAAGAAGCCAUUCUGUUUAUAGUGACCCGGAUAGGACAGACUCUUCAGAAUGUUCAAACAAUACAUUCUUGGCUAGCUGGAGGGGCCACCGCUGUAACUCUUGACACUGAACUUGCUGACCAUGUCAUAGCUUGGGCCUCAUCUACACUGAAGAGAGCAAUCCUGGCCAACUUGGAAGGUCCAAAAGAACAUUUUGAAAGAUAUGUUGAAAGGUAUGGUUGGCUUGUAGAUGGUACAGCAGACACACGAAUAGAGAGCUUUGAAGCAGAAGAUCACAGUUUUGAUGAAUAUACUGCUUUUAUAGAUGAGUUCCACAGUCUUGCUAAGGAAAUAAUGAGUUUGCCACUACUAGCUCAUUUCCCUAUGGUGCGUUUGGACUGUGAUGAUUUGAAACAGGGUUUGACUGAUAAAGCAAAAAGCUUUGCAAAUGAACUAUUGGAGAAAAUAGCUACUAAACACAGAAAGGAAAAUGAAAAGAUAUGCAUGGAAUUUGAAACAGUUAAAAAACGUGCAUUGAAAGUUCCUGAGACCACAGAAGAAAUGAUGGAAACAAUAGCUUAUGUAGAAAAGGCAAAAACCACAGGUAUUCAGGAACUGCUCGUUGGGAUCAAGGAAUGCCAAAGGCGAAUGAAUUACCUUUUAGAUGUUUACAUAUUUGCUCCUGAAGAUCUGGCUCUGAAUGCAACAGUGCUACUGUGGCCUCAGAAGAUUAACCCCAUCUUCGAUGAACAUGAUGAUCUGAUUGAACAAUCUAAACGUAAAGGAGAAAGCGAACUACUGGCCAAACGUGAGAAGCUUAUUUUGGAACUAGAAAAGCAGACUCGCUGUAUGGAAGAGUUCUCAGAAUUCUCAGAACUGGAUCACAUGCAAGAGUAUGUGAAAGCCAUGAGAGCAUUGCAGAAACGCACACAGGAAGCAGAGGAAACAGUAGCUUUUAUUAAUAAAGAAGAGGAUCUCUUCAAGUGGGAGCUGACUGAGUAUCCUGUUCUUGAAAGUUUAAAAACUAAUAUCGAGCCCUAUCAGAAACUUUUUGUUCUUAUACUGAAAUGGCAACGAACAGAAAAACGAUGGAUGGAUGGGGCUUUCCUGGACCUGAAUGGGGAAAGCAUGGAGACUGAAGUAGAUGAGUUUUUUCGAGAGGUAUACAAGAUGUUGAAGCUUUUUCAACAAAAGCAGAAGAAAGCAGAACUAGAAAAAAAGAAGACUCUGCAUCGCAGAGCCAUAGUAGACGAGAAAUUGGAAGAAGAAAAGAAGGACAAUCCAACGAUUACAAUGUGUUCCUCUGUAAUGGAACAGAUCAAAGACUUUAAGGAAAAUAUCCCCACGGUGACUAUCCUUUGUAACCCAGGCAUAAGGACUCGUCAUUGGCAACAGAUGUCAGAUUUAAUAGGAUUUGAUUUAACUCCAGACUCUGGAACUACUCUAAGAAAAGUUUUAAAGCAGAAUCUAGCCCCUUACCUGGAGCAAUUUGAAACUAUAAGUGUAGGUGCAAGUAAGGAGUUUUCUUUAGAGAAAGCUAUGCAUGCUAUGAUGGAAAUAUGGGAAUCUGUUUUUUUCCAUACAAGCAUUUAUCGUGAAACUGGAGUCUGUAUUCUGUCCGCAGUGGAUGAGAUUCAGACUAUUUUAGAUGAUCAGAUUGUAAAAACUCAAACAAUGAGAGGAUCACCUUUCAUUAAACCUUUUGAAAAAGAAAUCAAGGAAUGGGAAGACUGUCUUAUUCGAAUUCAGGAAACUAUUGAUGAAUGGUUGAAAGUUCAAGCUCAAUGGCUUUACUUGGAGCCCAUUUUUUCUUCUGAGGACAUCAUGCAACAGAUGCCAGAAGAGGGACGUCUCUUCCAAACUGUUGACAGAUACUGGAGGGACAUUAUGAAGUAUUGUGCCAAAGACCCUAAAGUUCUUGCUGCCACUUCAUUGACAGGUUUAUUGGAGAAACUUCAGGGGUGCAAUGAGCUUCUCGACAAAAUCAUGAAAGGGCUUAAUGCUUACCUUGAAAAGAAGCGUCUCUUCUUUCCUCGUUUUUUCUUCUUGUCCAAUGAUGAAAUGUUAGAGAUCCUAUCAGAGACCAAAGAUCCUCUCAGAGUUCAGCCUCACUUGAAAAAGUGUUUUGAGGGCAUUGCUAAGCUGCAUUUCCUUCACAACUUGGAUAUUAAGGCAAUGUAUAGCACUGAAGGUGAGCGAGUGGAACUGAUUUCAACCAUUUCUACUGCUGAAGCUCGAGGUGCUGUGGAGAAGUGGCUGAUCCAAGUGGAAGAUAUUAUGCUGAAGAGUAUACAUGAUAUUAUUGCUGAAUCAAGAUUGGCAUAUCCUGAGACUGAAAGAAAACAGUGGGUUCUAGAGUGGCCUGGACAGGUAGUGCUGUGUGUAUCUCAGAUGUUCUGGACGAGUGAGGUACAUGAAGCCAUUUGCAAUGGCCCAGAGGGCUUAGAGGAUUAUUAUAUGGCUCUUCAGCUUCAGCUUAAUGAUAUUGUAGAGUUGGUAAGAGGAAAAUUAUCUAAGCAGACACGAACCACAUUGGGUGCUUUGGUUACUAUUGAUGUCCAUGCUAGAGAUGUCGUCAUGGAGAUGAUUGAAAGUGGUGUAAAAAAUGAGUCAGACUUUCAGUGGCUUGCUCAACUGCGAUAUUAUUGGGAAUAUGAAAAUGCUCGUGUCCGCAUAAUUAAUUGCAAUGUAAAAUAUGCCUAUGAGUACCUUGGCAACUCACCUCGACUUGUCAUUACUCCACUUACGGAUAGAUGUUACCGCACCUUGAUUGGAGCCUUUUAUUUAAACCUUGGUGGUGCUCCAGAGGGCCCAGCAGGGACAGGUAAAACAGAGACUACUAAAGACUUGGCUAAAGCUCUUGCUGUACAGUGUGUUGUCUUCAACUGUUCCGAUGGGCUUGAUUACCUAGCAAUGGGAAAGUUUUUUAAGGGUUUGGCUUCUUCCGGUGCUUGGGCCUGUUUUGAUGAAUUUAAUCGUAUUGAGCUAGAAGUACUGUCCGUGGUGGCCCAGCAGAUCCUUUGCAUUCAGCGAGCCAUACAGUUGAAGAUGGAAACAUUUCUUUUUGAAGGGACUGAACUGAAGCUCAAUCCCAACUGUUUUGUAGCUAUUACCAUGAAUCCAGGUUAUGCAGGACGGUCUGAGCUGCCAGACAACCUCAAGGUUCUUUUCCGAACUGUAGCCAUGAUGGUUCCUAACUAUGCUCUGAUAGCAGAAAUCUCUCUCUACUCCUACGGAUUUCUUAAUGCCAAGCCAUUGUCAGUGAAGAUAGUAAUGACCUAUAGACUUUGUUCAGAGCAACUUUCCUCUCAGUUCCAUUAUGACUAUGGUAUGCGUGCAGUUAAAGCUGUAUUAGUGGCUGCUGGCAACCUAAAACUGAAAUUCCCGCAGGAGAAUGAAGAUAUAUUGCUUCUUAGAUCUAUUAAGGAUGUGAAUGAGCCUAAAUUUUUGUCUCAUGAUAUACCUCUGUUCAAUGGUAUAACUAGCGACUUAUUUCCUGGUAUUAAGCUUCCUGAAGCAGACUACAAUGAUUUUCUGGAAUGUGCCAAUGAAUGCUGUGUUAUAAAUAAUGUCCAGCCUGUUAAAGUUUUUAUUGAGAAAAUGAUACAGACAUAUGAAAUGAUGAUUGUUAGACAUGGCUUUAUGCUUGUUGGAGAACCUUUUUCUGGGAAGACAAAAGUUCUGCAGGUGUUGGCAGAUACACUAACCCUUAUGAAUGAACGUGGAUAUGGUGAAGAAGAAAAAGUAAUUUUUAGAACUGUAAAUCCAAAAUCCAUUACUAUGGGUCAACUCUUUGGACAAUUUGAUAUGAUAUCCCAUGAGUGGACAGAUGGUAUUGUUGCCAACACUUUCCGAGAAUUUGCUUUAUCUGAGUCACCAGACCGUAAAUGGGUUGUUUUUGAUGGUCCUAUUGAUACUCUGUGGAUAGAGAGUAUGAACACAGUGCUGGAUGACAACAAAAAGCUUUGUUUGAUGAGUGGGGAAAUCAUUCAGAUGUCUGCUCAGAUGAGUCUGAUCUUUGAAACAAUGGACCUUUCCCAGGCUUCACCAGCUACAGUCAGUCGCUGUGGCAUGAUUUAUUUGGAGCCAUUACAGCUAGGCUGGAUGCCUCUUGUAACCUCUUGGAUGAACAGCUUACCCGAAGCCCUAAAACAAAAGGAUCAGCAAGAUCUUCUGCAAGAACUUUUUAACUGGUUGAUACCACCAGCCUUAAGAUUUCGUAAACAACAAUGCAAGGAGCUGGUUUCCACAAGUAACAGCAAUGCUGUAGUGUCUCUCACUCGACUUUUUGAAAUGUUACUUUUUCAAACUGUGCAAAAGGAUCCUACAAACAAAAAUAUCCACACAUGGAUUAUGGCUUGUUUUGCUUUCUCCAUGGUUUGGUCCAUUGGUGGAACUUGUGACAGUGACAGCAGAGUUCUUUUUGAUAACUUUACGAGGGAUGUUUUAGCAGGAAAAUCUGAGGCUCAUCCAGUGCCACCAGCUGUAGGUAAAUGGGACUGUCCCUUUGAUGAGAAAGGCUUGGUCUAUGACUAUAUGUAUGAGUUGAAAGGCAAAGGACGUUGGGUGCAUUGGAAUGAAGCCAUUAAAAGCAGUAAAUAUAGCGAUGACAAAAAUGUUAAGAUUCAAGACAUCAUUGUCCCAACUUUGGAUACAAUCCGAUAUACCUAUUUGAUGGACUUAUGCAUCACCCAUGGAAAACCAUUGCUUUUUGUGGGACCUACAGGUACUGGGAAGUCUGCAUAUGUGAAGGAUAAGUUAAUGAACAACUUGGAAAAGGAAAGAUACUUUCCAUUCUUUAUUAAUUUUUCAGCCCGGACUAGUGCCAAUCAGAUCCAGAACAUAAUUAUGGCGAGGCUGGACAAAAGACGCAAAGGAGUAUUUGGACCUCCUAUGGGAAAGAAGUGUGUCAUCUUUGUUGAUGAUAUGAAUAUGCCUGCAUUGGAGAAAUAUGGAGCUCAGCCUCCUAUUGAACUUUUAAGACAGUUUUUUGACCAUGGAAUUUGGUAUGAUUUAAAGGACACAAAUAAAAUUACACUGGUUGACAUACAAUUGCUAGCUGCUAUGGGACCUCCAGGAGGUGGAAGAAAUCCUGUUACAUCUCGUUUUCUGCGACAUUUCAACAUUUGCACCAUUAACUCCUUUAGUGAUGAAACUAUGGUCCGUAUUUUCUCUACCAUAGUAGCUUUUUACCUUAGAAAUAACGAAUUUGCUCCUGAAUUCUUCACAAUUGGAACCCAAAUUGUCAAUGGCACAAUGGAGGUAUAUAAGAAAGCCAUGAAAAAUCUUCUGCCUACACCAGCCAAAUCACAUUACACAUUCAACCUGCGUGACUUUUCACGUGUUGUCCAAGGCUGCUUACUCAUUAAAAAAGAUUCAGUUGAAAGCAAGCAUACGAUGAUUCGUCUGUUUGUGCAUGAAGUGUUUCGAGUAUUUUAUGACCGCCUUGUGGAUGACACGGAUAGAUCCUGGUUGUUCAAAGUAAUGAAAGACAUAGUGAAAGACCAUUUCAAAGAAGCAUUUGAUUCUGUUUUUGCACAUCUGAGGCAAGGGAAUGCACCUGUAACUGAAGAAGACAUGAGAAGUCUGGUAUUUGGAGAUUAUAUGAACCCUGACCUUGAAGGAGAUGAAAGACUUUAUAUUGAAAUUCCAAGUGUUCAACAGUUCAGUGAUGUUGUGGAGCAAUGUUUGGAAGAGUAUAACCAAACCCACAAAACAAGAAUGAACCUUGUAGUUUUCAGGUAUGUGUUGGAACAUUUGUCUCGGAUAAGUCGUGUUCUGAAGCAGUCAGGUGGCAAUGCCUUACUGGUUGGAAUGGGAGGGAGCGGACGUCAGUCCUUGACCCGUCUGGCUACAGCCAUGGCAAAAAUGUGUAUUUUUCAGCCUGAGAUCUCUAAGAGCUAUGGUAUGAACGAGUGGAGAGAAGAUCUGAAGAAUCUUCUGAAGAGUGCAGGGAUGAAGGGAUUGAAAACUGUGUUUAUAAUCACAGACACACAGAUUAAAGAAGAAGCUUUCUUGGAAGAUAUUGACAGUGUACUCAAUACUGGGGAAGUACCCAAUCUUUUUGCAGCAGAUGAAAAACAAGAAAUUAUGGAGGGUGUUCGUGCAAUAGCUCAGGCUGGCAGUAAACAUGAGGAACUCAGUCCCUUGGCCUUAUUUGCCUACUUUGUGAACCACUGCAAAGAAAAUCUCCAUGUUGUGGUAGCAUUCAGCCCGAUCGGAGAUGCUUUCCGCAAUCGUCUGAGGCAAUUCCCAUCUCUCAUCAACUGUUGUACUAUUGAUUGGUUCCAGCCAUGGCCUGAAGAUGCUCUUGAACGUGUAGCUAAUAAAUUCUUAGAAACACUUCAGCUCACAGACAAUGAACGGCAAGAAGUGGUGCCCAUCUGUAAACACUUCCAUACUUCAGUUUUAUCACUCUCUGAAAAAUUCUUGGAAACACUGAGGCGACAUAAUUAUGUUACUCCUACUUCUUAUCUUGAACUUAUUGCUGCCUUCCAACAACUUUUAACUCAAAAACGGGAUACUGUGAUGAAAGCCAAAAAGGGUUAUACUAAUGGACUAGACAAACUAGCUUUUGCUGAAUCUCAGGUUGGUGAAAUGAAGCAAGAACUAGUUGAUCUGCAACCCAAACUGGAGGAGGCUAAAGUGGAUAAUGCAAAUAUGAUGAAGAUUAUAGAAAGGGAGUCUGCAGAAGUGGAAGCAAAAAGCAGAACUGUGAAAAUAGAUGAAGAGAUUGCUACAGAAAAAGCAGCAGAAGCCCAGGAACUGAAGAAUGAGUGUGAGAGUGACCUGGCGGAGGCAAUUCCUGCGCUAGAGGCAGCACUUUCUGCACUUGACACUCUUAAGCCUGCUGAUAUAACAAUUGUGAAAUCAAUGAAGAAUCCUCCAUCUGGUGUCAAACUUGUUAUGGCUGCCAUCUGUGUUAUGAAAGAUAUAAAACCUGAAAAAAUUACAGAUCCUUCAGGGACUGGAGGCAAGGUCUUGGAUUACUGGGGGCCUAGCAAGAAAGUUCUGGGUGACAUGAAUUUCUUAAAGGAUCUGAGAGAAUAUGACAAGGAUAACAUUCCAGUGGCUGUCAUGCAGAAGAUUCGUUCUGAAUAUCUGACUAAUCCUGAGUUUGAUCCACCUAAAGUGGCUAAAGCAUCGUCAGCAGCCGAGGGUUUGUGUAAAUGGAUUAUGGCUAUGGAAGUGUAUGACAGAGUUGCUAAGGUGGUUGCUCCCAAGAAAGCCCGUCUAGGGGAGGCCCAGCAGUCUUUAGCAGAAACUAUGGCAUUACUGAAUCAGAAGAGAGCUGAACUUGCAGAAGUAGAGCAUCAUUUGGCAAAAUUGCAACAAACCUUUGUUGAGAAAACUGAAGAAAAGGCUCGUCUAGAAUUCCAGGUGGAUCUGUGUGCUAAGAAACUAGAAAGAGCAGAGAAGCUGAUUGGAGGACUUGGUGGAGAAAAAUCAAGAUGGUGUAAUGCUGCAAAUGAUCUUCAAAAUACAUAUGAUAAUUUGACAGGAGAUGUUCUGAUAUCAGCUGGAGUGAUAGCUUAUUUGGGUGCUUUCACUAGUGCCUUUCGACAAGAAUGUACUAAAGACUGGAGCAAGUUGUGCAAGGAAAAGAAUAUCCCUUGUUCUGAGAAUUUCUCUUUAUGUAAGACCCUGGGUGAUCCAAUAAAAAUCAGAGCCUGGAAUAUUGCUGGAUUACCAACAGAUAACUUUUCAGUUGAUAAUGGUGUGAUUGUUGACAACUCCAGGCGAUGGCCAUUAAUGAUUGAUCCCCAGGGUCAAGCCAAUAAAUGGAUAAAGAACUCCGAGAAAGAAAACCAGUUAAGUGUUAUCAAGUUCACCGAUACAGAUUACAUGAGAAUAUUGGAGAACUGCAUUCAGUUUGGAACUCCUCUUCUGCUAGAAAAUGUUGGUGAAGAACUAGAUCCAUCACUGGAACCCCUGCUGCUUAGACAAACUUUCAAACAAGGGGGCAUGGAUUGCAUCCGGCUUGGUGAGACAAUUAUUGAGUAUUCCAAUGAUUUCAAAUUUUUUAUUACAACAAAACUAAGAAAUCCACAUUACAUGCCUGAACUGGCUACAAAAGUUUCCUUACUCAACUUUAUGAUAACACCAGAGGGACUUGAAGACCAGCUACUGGGUAUUGUCGUUGCAAAAGAGAGACCAGAAUUAGAAGAGGAGAGGAAUGCUCUCAUCCUUCAAUCUGCAGCCAAUAAAAAACAACUAAAGGAAAUUGAGAAGAAAAUUUUAGAAACCUUACAGUCUUCCGAAGGAAACAUUCUUGAAGAUGAGAGUGCUAUCAUGGUGUUAGACUCUGCUAAAAUAAUGUCUAAUGAGAUCACAAAGAAACAACAGAUUGCCGAAAAAACAGAAAUAAAAAUAGCAGAAUCUCGAGAGGGCUACAGACCCAUUGCAAAGCAUUCAUCGGUGCUGUUCUUUAGUAUUGCAGACCUAGCUAACAUCGACCCCAUGUACCAGUACUCUCUCACUUGGUUUGUUAAUCUCUAUAUCAACUCUAUUCAUGACAGUAACAAAUCCAAAAUUUUGGAGAAGCGUCUUCGAUAUCUAAAUGACCACUUCACAUACAACCUGUAUUGCAAUGUGUGCCGUUCAUUGUUUGAGAAGGAUAAGCUGCUGUUUUCCUUUUUAUUGUGCUGCAAUCUUCUCCUGGACAGGAAAGAGAUAGAACAACUGGAAUUUAUGUUCCUAUUAACUGGAGGAGUGGGUCUUAAAAACAAAUACAAGAAUCCAGAUCCAUCUUGGCUACAAGAUAAGAGCUGGGAUGAACUAUGUCGUGCAAGUGAUUUCUCAGCAUUUAGAGGACUGAGGAGUCAUAUUUCUGAAAAUGCUAGUGAGUGGCGUAAAAUCUAUGACAGCAAAGAGCCACACAAUGUUCUUUUACCAAAGCCAUGGGAUAAAACGUUGAAUGAACUACAGAAGAUGAUCAUUCUUCGGUGCCUAAGAUCAGACAAGAUUAGUCCAGCAAUAACAAUCUUUGUAACUGACAAACUGGGGAAGAAGUUUGUAGAGCCACCACCAUUUGAUCUAACAAAAAGUUACUCAGAUUCAAAUUCAACAGUCCCACUUGUCUUUGUGCUAUCUCCAGGAGCUGAUCCCAUGUCUAGUCUCCUGAAAUUUGCAAAUGACAAAAACAUGGUUGGAAAUAAGUUUCAAGCCAUCUCGUUGGGACAGGGUCAAGGACCUAUAGCUACAAAAAUGAUUAGAGAAGGAAUGGAAGAAGGGACCUGGGUUUGUUUACAGAAUUGUCAUCUUGCUGUCUCCUGGAUGCCGAUGCUAGAGAAAAUAUGUGAAGAGUUUAACCAUGACACUUGCCAUCAAUUCUUCAGACUUUGGCUUACCAGUUAUCCAUCACCUAAGUUUCCCGUAACCAUUCUGCAGAAUGGAGUAAAGAUGACAAAUGAGUCGCCUACAGGUCUCCGGUUAAAUCUGCUUCAGUCUUAUGUCUCAGAUCCACUUUCUGACCCCACCUUCUUCUCUGGAUGCCCUGGAAAGGAGGAGACAUGGGAAAAACUACUCUUUGGAGUUUGCUUUUUUCAUGCUCUUGUUCAGGAGAGAAAGAAGUUUGGCCCUCUUGGUUGGAAUAUUCCAUAUGGAUUUAAUGAAUCAGACUUGCGAAUCAGUAUCAGACAGUUACAGCUAUUCAUAAAUGAAUAUGACCAAGUUCCAUUUGAAGCUAUAUCUUAUCUUACGGGAGAAUGUAACUAUGGAGGACGAGUGACAGAUGAUUGGGACAGACGUUUACUACUAACUAUGCUGGAUGAUUUUUAUAAUCCAGAUGUAAUUAAAAACCCACGCUACACCUUUUCACCCAGUGGCAACUACUAUGCACCACCAAAAGGCACCUAUGAGGACUACAUUGAAUUUAUUAAGAAUCUUCCAUUUAGUCAACAGCCAGAGGUGUUUGGGUUGCAUGAAAAUGUGGAUAUUUCAAAGGAUCUCCAGCAAACAAAACUCCUCUUUGAAUCUCUGAUAGUAACACAAGGAGGAGGCACACAGGGAGGCUCCUCAGGAGGUGGUGACAGCACUCUGUAUGAAAUUGCUGAUGAUAUUCUCAGUAAGCUUCCAAAUGAUUUCGACAUUGAAGCGUCCCUAAUUAAGUAUCCUGUGAGAUAUGAGGAAAGUAUGAACACUGUGUUGGUGCAAGAAAUGGAGAGGUUUAACAAUUUAAUUCGAACUAUACGUAUUACCUUAAUAAAUCUGAAAAAGGCCAUUAAAGGACUGGUCGUUAUGGAUUCUGAGCUGGAAGCCCUGAGCAGCAGUCUGCUUGUUGGAAAAGUUGCUGAGAACUGGGCUAACCGUUCAUACCCAAGUCUUAAACCAUUGGGAAGCUAUAUCCUAGAUUUUCUAGCGAGACUGAAAUUCUUGCAGGACUGGUAUGAAUUAGGAAAGCCCAGUGUUUUUUGGCUAUCAGGAUUCUAUUUUACUCAAGCUUUUUUAACUGGAGCCAUGCAGAACUAUGCCAGGAAGUACACCAUUCCCAUUGACCUUCUGGGAUACGAAUUUCAGGUUAUUCCUAAGGAUACAUCGGAUACUGCACCAGAAGAUGGUGUUUAUAUCUAUGGAUUAUUUUUAGAUGGAGCUCGCUGGGACAGGGACAAGGGACUAUUAGCUGAACAGCAUCCCAAGUUGCUCUUUGAUCCAAUGCCAAUCAUUUGGAUAAAACCAACUAAAAAAUCAGACAUAAAGAAAACUAGUGCCUAUGUUUGUCCACUCUACAAGACAAGUGAGCGUAAGGGUACCUUAUCCACUACUGGACAUUCUACUAAUUUUGUCAUUGCACUAAUGCUAGAGACUGAUAAACCAGUCCAACACUGGGUCAAGCGAGGUGUUGCUCUGCUCUGCCAGCUGGAUGACUAACCUUGAGAAUUCGGAGGAAACCUCAGUAGACAUAUCUUUCAUUUCCUUUCUUCACUGAGGAAUUGAAGCACACUGUAUCAGAGAAACAUCUUGUUAUAUUUAUAUUUGAAGGGCUCAGGCUAAAUUUUUCCUGAUUCUGAAAUGUUGAAUUAAAUUUUUGGAAGAUGUUGUUACUAUUUUUAAAAUAUAUAAUAAUCUGGAGUGUUCAUUUUAUUAUUUUGUAAUAUAGUGUCAUGAAUAGUGAUACAGAUAUCUUUUGUCACUUAUUAAACUAUCACAAAUUACAUCUGGAUAAGAAAAAAUGAAUGUUGUCUCAACUCCAUAUGGAAAGCAUUAUAGUAGACAGCAUUUAAGCACUUCAGGUCUGAACCAUAAGAGUAUAAAGUCUGGAGGUUCAGAUCUGGUAUUUUGGCUUGGAUCAAUGUUUAAUAUGUUCAUUAACACAUAGGCGGUGCUGAGAGAAAUUGUUUAAUUAUCUGAUAAAACUGAAUUUAAACUGCACCGUUGACUUCCUAACUUGCAUAUUUUCCACCAAUCCAUCAUUAAUUGGACUGUUUUGAAUAUUCUAAACUCCUUGGCUCCUUUUAAAUAGUUUUCAUUAAAAAUAAAUAGCCCCAACAAAAUCCCCACAAUAUACCAUAAAAAAUUACUUUUUGCAUCCUGCUUACAAACACAGUUGUUAUAUAAUGUAAUGUCCGAAUUCAUCACACAUGCACACCUCUUCCUAGGAUUUGGCAUUAUUAAAAAGAAAACUAUAAUAAGAUAACAAUCAGCUAAAACGUUCUUUUAGACUUGACUGUUCCUAGAGUUCUUUUCUUAGGACUUCUAAAGCUUCUCUCUGAAAGAGCCAUUCCCACUACCUUUUAAAACUAGGCCGGGUAAGCAUUCCACAGAAUAGACUUAACAUUUUCUCUGCAGUUUAUUCAACUGUAAUAUGCCAUCUGGAAGGGAGUUGAAAUACAAGCCACC
Pelodiscus sinensis (Chinese soft-shelled turtle) is the source of this 13092-nucleotide messenger RNA. Lineage: Eukaryota; Metazoa; Chordata; Testudines; Trionychidae. The record is from RefSeq and is a predicted model, not a curated record.